Molecule: messenger RNA, 981 nt
Organism: Magallana angulata
Lineage: Eukaryota; Metazoa; Mollusca; Bivalvia; Ostreida; Ostreidae
Exons: 6
Coding region: 1-981 (326 amino acids)
Source: RefSeq, a predicted model, not a curated record
AUGCGUGUCUUCGGAAGACGGACUAAUGAUGAAAAAAAGAUAGCAUCUCUCUAUCGAGAUCUUGAAACGUUUCUAAAAAGUGAUGACUUUACAGAUGAGCUCAGAAACGAGCUUCAGCAAUCUAAUCCAGAUUAUCUGACUGUUCUAGAGAAGAGAAUAAAAGACAUAGAAAAGGUUGACCACGGAAUCGUCAUAGCAGGAGAAACAAGUGCUGGAAAAUCAACACUUAUUAACAAGAUAUUGGAAAAGAGGAUUUUCAAAGGUAGAAACAACGAAUCCACUUCUACUAUAUGUAAAAUACGAAAUUCAGCAAAAACAAGGAUCCUUACUGAAAGUAUGACUGGUCAGAUUGACGAGACCGAUUUGACGGAAAAAAACGAUGUUGAAAAGGCCUUAAGAGAUUCUUUAAAGAAACUGACAGACAUGACGUCAUCAGAGGAAUGCAUACACUUUCGAAGCGUGGACAUUGGAUUCCUUAUUCCAUUUUUAAAGGAUAACACGAUUAUUGUGGAUACACCAGGUAUUGGAGGAUCAGGGCUGGUUACCGAAAAGCUUAUGGAAUAUCUCCCUAAUGCACUGUCUUUCAUCUUUGUGAUAAAUGUGGCGAGUGCUGGUGGUAUGCAAAAAGACAGGCUUCCUGAAAUUUUAAAGUCAAUAAUUCAGCUGCAAAUGAGGAACGAAAUGCCAUGUUUUGAAUGUGAUAACGUUAUUUUUAUCACAAAUAAGUGGGACACGAUAGUUACUGAAUACGACAGUAGUGAAGAAGAUGAAGAAACCAAAACUUGGAAAAAACUCCAAUCAGACAUCAAAGAACGAUGGCCACUUGUCAAAGAAGAAAAUAUUUUCAAAUUGAAUUUGAAAGACGUUUCACAUGAACAGCAGAACUGCUCAACCAAAGAAUUCAAAAGAUUUCGCCAAGUCUUAGAAUUAAAUAUAAAGAAGGCUGAAAAUAUUAGAGUUGAGCGUCAUUUAAGAGACUAG